Messenger RNA from Achroia grisella, 417 nucleotides. RefSeq lists its product as uncharacterized. NCBI's taxonomy places the organism in Eukaryota, Metazoa, Arthropoda, Insecta, Lepidoptera, Pyralidae. Bases 74 to 367 code for a protein of 97 amino acids. The transcript is spliced from 3 exons. The record is from RefSeq and is a predicted model, not a curated record.
AGCUCCCAUACAGGGCGUGAAAUGAAAGGUUACGCUGCACGUCAAUUUUCUAUUUUUAGAUCAGAUAUCUGCUAUGAUUAAGAGGCAAUAUGUAACGUUCGUAUGUAUUAUUAUGUUGAGUGCUAUGCAGGAAACGGCUUGCGUUGUGAAAAGAAGCCAUUCAGACCAAUCUGUAAGGGGUUAUAUUACUGAGAGGACGUGCUGGUGGAAUGAAGUUUGCAAAGAGGAAUUUCAAAUACUGUUCAGAUGCAAAUGCCCCUCGUGGUCCUACUGCCGGAGUCCAGGCAGAUAUUACAACGCAGUGUGUUCUAUGACAGAAACGGGAUACAUUUGGGAUCAACCUAAUUCUCAAUGGCGUGGACAGUGAAUUUCAACAAAUUGCUAGGUAUAACAUGUGCUGCUCUAGUUUAUCAAGAA